This is a messenger RNA of Gastrolobium bilobum, 1450 nucleotides long. RefSeq names its product acetyl-coenzyme A carboxylase carboxyl transferase subunit beta, chloroplastic-like. The record is from RefSeq and is a predicted model, not a curated record. Gene Ontology annotation, molecular function: acetyl-CoA carboxylase activity. Lineage: Eukaryota; Viridiplantae; Streptophyta; Magnoliopsida; Fabales; Fabaceae. Gene Ontology annotation, cellular component: acetyl-CoA carboxylase complex. Gene Ontology annotation, biological process: fatty acid biosynthetic process.
AUGUUGAUUGACAAUCAUCAUUCUUUUCUAAGUGAACCAGAAAGUUUGUUUUCUAGUUAUAGUUAUACGAAUUCUAGCUAUCUGAAUAAUAUCUCUAAGAAUGAUGAUGAUCAUUACAUGUAUGGGACUCAAUCUAGUUGGAAUAAUAACAUUAAUAGUUGCAUUGAUAGUUAUCUUCGUUCUCAAAUCUUUAUUGAUAGUAACAUUUUAGAUGAUAGUGUCAAAUAUAAUGACAGUUACUUUUUUAGUAACAUUUGUGGUAAGGGCAAAAAUGGUAGUGAAAGCGAGAGUUCUAGUAUAAAAAAUCGCACAAACGACACAAAUGAUAGUGAUUUCACUAGAAGAGAAAGUUCUAAUGAUCUCGAUGAAAAUCAAAAGUACAAGCAUUUGUGGAUAGAAUGUGAAAAUUGUUAUGGAUUAAAUUAUAAGAAAUUGUUUCAAUCCAAAAUGAAUAUUUGUGAGCACUGAUAUCAUUUGAAAAUGAACAGUUUAGAUAGAAUUGAACUUUCGAUUGAUCAGGGUACUUGGAAUCCUAUGUAUGAAGACAUGGUCUCUCUGGAUCCCAUUGAAUUUCAUUCAGAAGAAGAACCUUAUAAAGAUCGUAUUGAUUCUUAUCAAAGAAAAACAGGAUUAGCUGAGGCUGUUCAAACAGGUACAGGUCAACUAAACGGUAUUCCUGUAGCAGUGGGGAUUAUGGAUUUUCAAUUUAUGGGAGGUAGUAUGGGAUCCGUAGUAGGUGAGAAAAUAACCCGUUUGAUCGAAUAUGCUACCAAUGAGCUUUUACCUCUUAUUCUAGUAUGUGCGUCCGGAGGAGCACGUAUGCAAGAAGGAAGUUUGAGCUUGAUGCAAAUGGCUAAAAUAUCUUCGGCUUUAUAUGAUUAUCAAACAAAUAAAAACUUAUUCUAUGUAUCGAUCCUGACAUCUCCUACUACAGGAGGGGUGACAGCUAGUUUUGGCAUGUUGGGGGAUAUCAUUAUUGCCGAACCAAACGCUUACAUUGCAUUUGCGGGUAAAAGAGUAAUUGAACAAACGUUAAAUAAGGCAGUACCCGAAGGUUCACAAGCAGCAGAAUUUUUAUUCCAAAAAGGCUUAUUUGAUUCAAUCGUACCGCGUAAUACUUUAAAGUGGGUUCUGAGUGAGUUAUUUCAGCUCCACGCUUUCUUUCCUUCGAUUCAAAAUGAAAAAUCAAGCAUAGACUAAAAUUAUUUUUUUUUUCAAAAAUAAAUUAUGAGACAAAAAGCAAAUUAGAACACACAGGAGAAUAGUAAGACGAUAAUACUCGAAGAGUACUAAGAAUAAAAAAAAGGGUGUAUUAUCAUACAUAUGCUUCUUGCAGAAAUAGAAAGCGAAAUCCAUCCAUUUAUUUCAUUCUACAUUCCUUAUAUUAUUGAUUAUUUGAUUCUAUUUAUACUCUUGAUUCUUUUCUUAAUCUUUUUUUUUAUUAUACUUA